Messenger RNA from Aricia agestis (brown argus), 1466 nucleotides. RefSeq lists its product as uncharacterized. NCBI's taxonomy places the organism in Eukaryota, Metazoa, Arthropoda, Insecta, Lepidoptera, Lycaenidae. Bases 159 to 1226 code for a protein of 355 amino acids. The transcript is spliced from 2 exons. The record is from RefSeq and is a predicted model, not a curated record.
UAUAAUUUUCGAAAAUCCUCAUUAAUUUUCUAUGUAUAAUUUUGUAGUUGUUGUUAGAGGUGAUAACUUUUGUUGUCGUUUCUUUGUUUCAGAGAAACACACCGAAGUUUUUAUUGAUUUACAAUUAAUCCUCUUAUAAAACGACAACACUUGUUAUAAUGAAGCAAAAAUUGCAGUUUGCAUUUAGAUAUGAGGCAUCACAAACCGACAAUAAGACAAGUGUGAUUGCCAUAACCUCAAUUACAACAGAAGAUAGUAAAAAGUAUGUACUGCUAGAGGCUGAUAGAUACGUAAGCCGUCACUUGGCACUAACUAAGACAGAAGCUUAUAAAAGAGUGAAAAAAAGUCUAAGCCAAAGAGGUCAAGAGAGAACAAUAUGGAUAACAUGCACAGAAGAAAUGUUACAAACUUAUUUUGAUGAAGAUGAUAAUUUAAUGUUUAAUGAUUUAUAUCUAAAAGAAAUAAAAGAAACAGACGUAGUAGAAACAACACAGAAAAGUGAAAGUCAAUUAAAUCUGAAAAAUAUAUCUGAAAGAUUUAUGAUUGAGAAAUUUGUAUGUAAAUUUUCAAAUGCAAAACAAUGGAUAGAAACAUUUGAGAAUGAAUGCGUGCGUUUUGAAAUUAAUAAAGAUACAACUAAAAUAGAAAUAUUGAGAUUAUUCUUAGACAAAUCAUGUACAGACUGGCACUCGGCAACAUUGAAAUCUUUGAAAAUAGAGGCUGGAUGGUCUGAGUGGAAAAAUAAAUUUUUGGAUUCAUUUGCUGAUAAGGGAUGGAGUACGGGAAUGUAUGCCAUAUUUUACAAAUAUAAAGAAGGAUCACUGAUGGAAUAUGCCAUAAGAAAAGAAAAGUUACUAUUAGAUAUGGAUGAAAAUAUUGGCACGAAAAGUUUGGUGACACUUAUAGCAGCCGGCUUACCUGAGUUUAUUAGAAAUAGAAUUGAUCCGGAAAAGUGUGAAACCUCAACGAGAUUACUUCAUGAAAUAAAUAAGUGUGAAAAUUUGGUAAAUAAUAAAAGCUUAUUUAAAAAAAGAGAACAGAAAGAUGAUAAUAGGAAAUACAUUGAAGGCAAAAAGCCAUGCAAAAAUUGUCAAAAUUUAAAUAAAGGUACUCGAUUCCACCCAGAACAGUCAUGUUGGUUUAAAAAGGAAGGGAAAGAGAACAAAAUGAUAGGAAGUAAUUCUGUACUAGAAGUAAGUCUAAGUGAAGAGACAAAAAACGAGUAAUCACACCAUUGAUAAAAAUAAAUAUGUUAUUAGAGGACAAAAUACAAGUAAAUGGGAUAUAUGAUUCGGGUUCCCAAGUCUCUCUUAUAAACAUAAGAUUAGUUAAAAUACAGAAUGAGUCUAAAGAUACUAAUAGAAUAUUAUUAAAGACGGUCAAUGGUGUGACAUACACAAAAGGAUUAAUAACUUUAAAAAUAAAAAUUUUUGAUAUAGAAGAAUAUGUUGAUAUUUUCAUUGUAG